AUCGCAUUGUAACUUAGCCAUGGAUUCUAGAUGGAAUUUAGGAUUUCUUUCUAAAGUUGAACGCCUCCCUAGUUCUUUUGAGCUGUGGGAAAGUAUCGCUAACGACUUACCAACUCUUUUGAAAGAUUCUGGCAAACAACUAAUAGAUAAAGUUGACCGUCUUCCAUUGAUUACAAUUGACGAGUCGUCGCUUCCAACAGAACAACACUGGAAAAGAGCUUACUGUGUUAUCACCUUUAUUUCUCAAGCAUACAGAUCUAUUGGUCAGUGCACAAGUCUACCUAGGGAGUUAGCCGUUCCUUUGGUUGCCGUUUCGUCACAUCUCGGCCUAUCACCUUCUCCGUGCUAUGCUGCCUUUGUUUUAUGGAAUUGGCAUCUGAAAAACCCGAGUGAGCCUCUUUCUAAAGACAACUUUGAGAUCGCAUUGUCCUUUACUGGUAGUAAAGAUGAAGCUUGGUUCUAUCUAAUUCAUAUGCGUAUUGAGCUUGCAGCUGCACCAGGUAUCAAAGCUGUCAUUGAUUGCAUUGAAGCAAUCAAGAAAGAUGAUCAGCAAGAAGUAAUGCGUUGCCUCAAGAUUGUCACUGAUUGCAUAUCUAGUAUCACAGGCAUUAUGAAAGAGAUGUACUACGAAUGUGAUCCAAGUGUCUUUUAUAACAAGUUGCGAAGCUUUUUUUCUGGAAGUAAGGAAGGAAUACAGUAUGAGGGUACUGAAGAUCCUGACACAUUUCGAACAUAUCCCGGUGCAAGUGGUGUCCAAAGUUCAAUCAUUCCAUUAUUUGAUAUAUUUUUAGGCAUUGAAUUUGAAGGUGGUACUAAAAGUUUCUUGGAUGGGAUGAAAGUUCGUAUGCCACUUGAGCAUCGUCAGUUUCUAACCGACAUGAAAAAUGAAUACAAGAAAGAUGAAUUUUCACACUCCAUUUUGAGGACCUAUGUAGAGCUUCAUUCAUGCAGCAAGGAUACUUACAACAGUUGUGUUAAAGCCUUAGUGGCCUUUCGACAGGAGCACAUUGACCUUGUGACAAAUUAUAUUCUUAAGCCAAGUAAUGAUACUGCUACAGAAGGAACUGGAGGGUCUACAUUAGAAAUAUUUUUAACAAAAACGAAAGAAAAAACUAAAUCAUUUGAGCUCUAGAGCUAUAGUGUAGUUUGUUAUCAUCUAUGUCAUGACCUGUGAGGCAGCAAAAAAUUAUAUAAACAAACAAAUUAAAAUUGUUAUGUUUUAGAUUUAUAUAGCCUGUUAGAUUUUGCGCCAGUUUCAUU
Molecule: messenger RNA, 1260 nt
Organism: Amphimedon queenslandica
Lineage: Eukaryota; Metazoa; Porifera; Demospongiae; Haplosclerida; Niphatidae
Product: indoleamine 2,3-dioxygenase 1-like
Exons: 1
Coding region: 20-1132 (370 amino acids)
Biological process (GO): 'de novo' NAD+ biosynthetic process from L-tryptophan
Cellular component (GO): cytoplasm
Molecular function (GO): heme binding; indoleamine 2,3-dioxygenase activity; metal ion binding
Source: RefSeq, a predicted model, not a curated record